This is a messenger RNA of Schizophyllum commune H4-8, 884 nucleotides long. RefSeq lists its product as uncharacterized. The transcript has 4 exons. The record is from RefSeq and is a predicted model, not a curated record. The coding region runs from base 28 to 807 and encodes 259 amino acids. Lineage: Eukaryota; Fungi; Basidiomycota; Agaricomycetes; Agaricales; Schizophyllaceae.
ACAAUGUGCAGUCUGUGCCCGAACAACAUGUCUCCUGCAACCUACCGUUCUCACGCGGAUCGAGAAGCCCAACGUCGUCGUCGUACGGAGGGAAUCCGCCAGUCAUUAGAGCAGUACUUUCAGGAGGAAUUGGGUGAACCCGACACAACGCCCAAGCCCCUCACGAUUUCUCUCCAGUGGGAUGAGGUUCCGAUCUCACACGAGCAUCAACUUUGCUUGUCGAGGACGGGCGUGGCCGACGACAAUCGACGGAUGAAUCCAGGCGAGACUGCCUUUGUCUGCUUUAUAGGACAGAGCCUAGGGGUUUGGUGGGGUGAAGACAAGGAGGAGUUUGGAUAUCCCCACUGCAAUGGCAAGUCCGGCUGCGUUGUGCAAGAGUACGAGAGCCUUCACGAUGCUGAGGUGGCUUAUGAGUAUGCCACAACUCACGAUCUGGUGCGAUUUCUGGAACACAGACCCUAUGGUCCCGGACUGCGUCCCGAUUACGCUCGCCACUCGCCACCUACGCAGCACUACACUCUAGCCGAGAUCACGAGGCCGGACGACCAUCCACUUUCCGAGCGCUUGGAGACCCCGCGUUGGUACGUUGUCAUUCGUGGUGCCGAGCCUGGCGUAUAUCGCUCUUACGUCAUGGCCGGCUUGAAGAUGAGGGAGCCGCCUCCUAUCGGUUACGCUGAGAUACACUUCUCUGCGUCUGAUGCCCUCGGCGCUUGGGAGAAGGCUGCGCGAGACGGUGAAGUCGAGGCCGUGACCUUCAGAGGUUGGACAGGAUAUCCUGAUCUUGUCGACGAGGAUUUCUUCAAUUAACGUGUCGUGAUGAUAUACAACGUUCUCUUUCUAUGUCUGUACAAAGGCUCUUUUAUAUAUGGCUGGCUCAAACGCGA